AUGGAUCAUCUCAUCCUGAUUAGUGUUAAAUAUCCUCUUCUUUCAUUGAUAACUUUGCUGAUCUUUAUGGCUUCUUCAAAGGCGCUUGUUUCAACUGUUCUCUUAGCAACCAUUCUUCUUUUCUCUCUGGAGGUGAAUGCAUCCAGGGAGCUAAAUGAGCAAACACAUAAUAAGGUCAGCAAAGGACCAGAAACUGAAGAGAAAAUGUCAGCUGAAAUCGGAUUCUCCAUUGGUGAUACUAAUGGCGGUAAUACAAUUGGAGGCUUUAUUCCGAGUAAUAGAUACCCCGGAACAGGAUACUACCCCGGAACAGGAUUUUAUGGAGGCUUUCCCGGUCGUCAAUUUUUCGGCGGUUAUCCCGGUUAUUUUGGUGGCUAUCCCGGAGGAUAUGGUGGUUAUAUUGGCAACCCAUAAAAAGAUUAAUAAUAAAUUAUCAAAAUCAUAUAUAUUAUCUAGUUUUGGAUAUACUAUAUAUAUAUAUAUGUAUGUAUGUGUGUUUGUGUUUGUGUUUGUAGUAAUUAACAAUAAGAAGCGUAUGAAAAAGGAUGCUUGAAAACCCCUGAUUAAUAAGGUAUGAGGUUGAAGUAUGUAUGUGUGUUUUUUGGUAUAGUGUGUGUGUUGUAUGAGUUUAAGUGUUUUGGUUUACUACUAUAUAUUAUUAUUACUCUUGAAUAAAAUCAUUGUGUUGGUUGUUUU
Dioscorea cayenensis subsp. rotundata (Guinea yam) is the source of this 696-nucleotide messenger RNA. Its product is annotated as dormancy-associated protein 2-like. The transcript is spliced from 2 exons. Bases 1 to 414 code for a protein of 137 amino acids. The record is from RefSeq and is a predicted model, not a curated record. Lineage: Eukaryota; Viridiplantae; Streptophyta; Magnoliopsida; Dioscoreales; Dioscoreaceae.